Staurois parvus is the source of this 413-nucleotide messenger RNA. The record is from the annotation of a GenBank genome assembly. NCBI's taxonomy places the organism in Eukaryota, Metazoa, Chordata, Amphibia, Anura, Ranidae.
CUGGGGAGAGCAGAUAUAGUGAAUGCAUGGUCCAGGGAGGCCAGAUAUAGUGAAUGCAGGGUCCGGGGAGGCCAGAUAUAGUGAAUGCAGGGUCCGAGGAGAGCGGAUAUAGUGAAUGCAGGGUCCGGGAGGCCAGAUAUAGUGAAUGCAGGGUCCAGGGAGGCCAGAUAUAGUGAAUGCGGGGUCCGGGGAGGCCAGAUAUAGUGAAUGCAGGGUCCGGGAGAGCGGAUAUAGUGAAUGCAGGGUCCGGGGAGAGCGGAUAUAGUGAAUGCAGGGUCCGGGGAGAGCCAGAUAUAGUGAAUGCAGGGUCCAGGGAGGCCAGAUAUAGUGAAUGCAGGGUCCGGGGAGGCCAGAUAUAGUGAAUGCAGGGUCCGAGGAGAGCGGCUAUAGUGAAUGCAGGGUCCGAGGAGAGC